Molecule: messenger RNA, 210 nt
Organism: Bipolaris victoriae FI3
Lineage: Eukaryota; Fungi; Ascomycota; Dothideomycetes; Pleosporales; Pleosporaceae
Exons: 1
Coding region: 1-210 (69 amino acids)
Source: RefSeq, a predicted model, not a curated record
AUGCGCUGGCGAGGGGUAGAGAGAGAGCGAGUGCAAUCAGAAUGGCAGCUGGAAGUGACACCCCACGCUGGUCAUGCAGAGGACGCCCUGCGUAAGCGUUUUCUUCUUCUUCGUCUUCUAUUCUCAGACUCUGAAACGUGCAGUGCAUAUGCAGUUGACGAUACCAGUAGAGCAUGGCGGCGAUGGCGAUGGCGGUGGUGGUGGUGGUAG